Austrofundulus limnaeus is the source of this 1315-nucleotide messenger RNA. RefSeq names its product cysteine sulfinic acid decarboxylase (gene csad). Gene Ontology annotation, biological process: taurine biosynthetic process; carboxylic acid metabolic process. Gene Ontology annotation, cellular component: cytoplasm. Gene Ontology annotation, molecular function: sulfinoalanine decarboxylase activity; pyridoxal phosphate binding. NCBI's taxonomy places the organism in Eukaryota, Metazoa, Chordata, Actinopteri, Cyprinodontiformes, Rivulidae. The record is from RefSeq and is a predicted model, not a curated record.
ACGUUCGUGGAAACAUUAUUUGACGGCAGCAGAAGAAGAAGCAGAGCUGAUGGAAAUGGGGGAAAUAAAAACAAAACAAACAGGCAGCUAGCUGUGUCUGCUACCGCUCGGUUGUUGUAGUAGAAGUGAAUGCAGAAGGACAGGAAAUGGAAGCAGCUCUGUGCAACCUGAAAGAUCCCCUUAUUGACCACACUGAGGGCCAGUGUUUCUUGGACGAAGCCAUCAAAAUUAUCGUGGAGGAGGUUCUCUGCAAGGGUACAGAUGUCAAACAGAAGGUGUGUGAAUGGAAAGAGCCCAACGAGCUGGCUCUGCUGCUGGAUCUGGAGCUGAGGGAGAGYGGGGAGCAGCAGGAGAGGCUCCUGCAGAGAGUCAGAGAUGUGGCCAAAUACAGCAUUAAAACAAGUCAUCCACGUUUCUUUAAUCAGCAGUUCGCUGGAGUGGACUAUCAUUCUUUGGCUGGACGUUUCCUCACUGAGGCUCUCAACACAAACCUCUUCACCUAUGAAGUGGCGCCGGUCUUCGUGCUGAUGGAAAUGGAGGUCCUAAGAAGCCUUCGUCARCUGGUGGGCUGGACAGAAGGAGAUGGUAUUUUCUGCCCAGGGGGCUCCACCUCCAACAUGUACGCCAUGAACCUCGCCCGCUACAGACUCCACCCUGAGGUCAAAAGUCAGGGUCUUUGGGCUCUCCCACGCCUGGCCAUCUUCACAUCUCCGGAGAGCCAUUACUCUGUGAAGAAAGGAGCAGCUUUUCUGGGGUUCGGGACAGAUAAUGUCAUCUUGGUGAAAGUGGAUGAAAGAGGCCAUAUGAUUCCAGAGGACCUAGAUGAAAAGAUCGAGCUUUUAAAAUCUCAGGGUGUGAUACCAUGUUUUGUGAGCUGCACAGCAGGCACGACAGUGCGAGGUGCAUUUGACCCAUUGGAUCGUAUAGCCGAUGUUUGUGACAAACACAAGCUAUGGCUGCACGUCGACGCUGCCUGGGGAGGAAGUGUGCUCUUCUCCAAGCAGCACAGACAGUAGCUCCAACAAUCAAGGAGCGUAUGAUGAAACAAGGCACUUUGAUGGUGGGCUAUCAGCCGCUCGGAGACAUGGUCAACUUUUUCCGUGUGACUGUCUUUUCCCCACUUGUUUCAUUCAAAGACAUGGACUUCUUUCUUGACGAAAUUGAGCGACUUGGAAGCGAUUUGUGAUCGUCUUAGUUUUUAAUAUUAGGGAUUUAGCCCAAACUUUACUCUUGUAAACUAGCUGACUCAUUUUUAGGUAUUUACAGAAGUACCACAAAUAACAAAUGUAAUAAUAAUAAAUACUUGAUACAAGUG